Molecule: messenger RNA, 1739 nt
Organism: Amphimedon queenslandica
Lineage: Eukaryota; Metazoa; Porifera; Demospongiae; Haplosclerida; Niphatidae
Product: serine/threonine-protein phosphatase 4 regulatory subunit 1-like
Exons: 15
Coding region: 64-1737 (557 amino acids)
Biological process (GO): protein dephosphorylation
Cellular component (GO): cytoplasm
Molecular function (GO): protein phosphatase regulator activity
Source: RefSeq, a predicted model, not a curated record
AUUAAUUAAAAUGUAUCUACCCGUACAUGUACAUUUCUGUGUAUAAAAAGUGAGUCGAGUAGCAUGGCAGGUCUAAGGUUGGACUUGGGGCGGGUCGACAAGGACCUGAUAUCUAACGAUUCUGAUAGUGAACAGAAUUUGGGGGUGGAGCCACACGAAAUGGACCCAUUAGGUGAUUCGUACUCACCAGACGACCAGUUGAAUCCUCUGGAGAAAUUAGAGAAAUAUUUUCAAUCAGAAGAAGCAAUGGAAAGAGAGAUAGCAGUGCGUAGUAUGGUAGAAGCUGCUCACUUUGUUGAUUCUUACUCAGACUAUGAGAUUAUACUAGAAAUAGUGUGUGCUAUGGCCAGUGACCAUGAGCCGAUGAUAAGGAUUGGUGUACUAGGUACAGUAAUGAAUCUCAUUGAGAGGAACUCUCAGUUCAGGGAUGCUCCUAAUAUAGAGACAACAUUCUCACAAGAGAACGAGGACAGGAUCUACGAGAUACCUGUGAAAAUGUUAAACGAUUUUAAUCAACAGGUGAGACGCAUAAGUCAUAAUACGAUUGUGAUGCUAUUAGAAGAUCCAAAGAGUUCAACCAAUAGUUUGGUGUCCCAGUUGUGUCCGAUGGUGAGGAAGUGUCUUGGGAAAGAAGAAACCUAUGACCUAAGAAUGGACACUGUAAUGCUAAUUGGUCGAGUAGCAUCAUUUCUCGGUCAAGAAAUUUGUGUGUCCGAGUUUGUUCCUCAGUUACCAGCUUUAGCAUCUGACGCCAUGUUCCAUGUGAGAAAGUCCUUUGCUAUAUGCUGUAAAGACUUGUGUUCAGUAAUAGGGCCAGCAUCUACUGAGGAAGUUAUUGUGAGUAUAUUUUAUAGAGUUUAUAUGUACAAGUAUAUUUGGUUUGUACAUGAGUACUGCCAAUUGGAGAAACCCCCAAGCAAAAAUCAUGCCAACAUUUUAUAUUGUAUAUCCAAGUCUGAAGGAGGUGUGGCUAGUGGUGAUGGGGGCGUGGCUAACGAGUUUACGAGUAAAUUGAAAUUGAUAGAGUCUCCGAUUGGGUCUGUGCCAAACGGGUUUCCAACGGUUCGUGUUUUCAUUCAAAGUGCUAAUGGUCAGAUUCAUGAAGAACAGACGAUGACAGGUGGAUCAGGGGGCGGGACCUAUGGUUGUCAUAGUAACAGCACCCCGUUCAACAGGAUGGAUGUUACCAGUCAAUCGACUGCCAUGGACAUGACUACAGUAUUUGAUAAUAACACCACUAUUAAUAAUGAACCAUACUUCACAGCUGGACUGGAACAGGAGAUAGUCCCAGAUGAGCUGAUAGAGAUGUACCUAGGUAUGGUGGACCUGAACAAGACCCAGAGUGUUGAUGUGGACCUCCCCCUCUAUUGUGCCUUCUCCUUCCCUGCAGUACUACAAACCCUGGGACCCAACCACUGGUCAUUACUCAAACCAACCUUUGAUAUACUCUCCACUGACAUGCAGUGGAAGAUCAGGCGUGUCCUAGCUCACAGUAUCCAUGAGAUAGCUCAGAUGUUAGGGUCCAAUAGAACAGUCUCUGAUCUGUUGUCUGUAGUGAAUGAGUACACUACAAAGGACCUUGAUGAUGUGAAGACUGGAGUACUGGCUCAUUUAUCGGAGUUCUUUGAGAUGUUACCCUCUGACGUUAGAAAGGAGAACUUCCCCUCUAUAUUGAAUGGGAUCCUGGACACUGAGAAUGAGAAGAACUGGAGAUACAGGGACUCACUGGCCGAGUAAGU